GCUUUCGCUUGUUCUUGUUGAGAUUUCGAUUUUCGGCAUUUAGUGUUGUAGUUUCUUAUUUGAAUAUUUAAAAUUUGAACUAGGUAUAUGGACUAUUAUAUUAACAAUAUGCAAUAUUCUUCCUUCUAUUUCUAUUAGUGUGUGCACUCAGACAAAAAUGCCACCCAUAAACUCAAAGUCGAAAAAAGGAGGUGCCGAAUACGAGAAUGUGAUGGUGAAUAAAUGCACAGCCUUGGACUUUGAGCGUUAUAUACAAGAAAACAAAACAUUGCUAUUGAAUGACCCGCUCAGGGACAUCCUGUUGUACCCUACUGAUGAUGUUUCUAGUGUAGUCCUCCCACGUCGCUGGCGCACGGUCACAACCGCGGUGCCGGACGUGCGGACCGCGGCCACCUGCCCCCUGCUCACUCGACAAGCCCUUCUCAGCUAUGCGUCCAGUUGGAACCUCAUCCACUUCAAGUAUACCGGCUACUCUGGCUCCUUCCUCAACUUGCCAAGACCUUUAACCAAUCAGCUGCCAGAAGAAGUCUAUGACAUAGAUGCUGAGACCGAAAGUGACAAUGAAGGUCAAGCCGCAAAAGUGGACAUUGGCACCAAAGAGGGUUACCUUCUCAAGGGCCCGGAGAUAGGAUCCGACAGAAUCUUCAGUAACCUGGCGUCCAAAUCCUUCAAGAAACGAUACUGCUCAAUGCUCAGAGAGGCGGAUGGUACUUAUAUUCUAGAAGUGUACAAAGACGAGAAGAAAACUGAUACAAAGCUCACGAUUGUUAUGGACUUUUGUUCGGAUGUUGUUAGGAAUCAGAAACGCGGGCGAUAUUGCUUUGAGUUACGCAUGGCUGGCGGUAAAGGGUACACAUUUGCAACCGAAAACGAAGAGGACAUGAACGACUGGAUAGCCGCUUUCAAUGCAGCGUUGAAGAAAAAGUUGGACAGUUCAGAGGAACAGCAAAGCGAUGAGGUUUUAGACAAAGACGCAGAUGUGUCCCUAACAGCGGAGCCCCCUCCCCCCACCUACGGGACCCUCAAGGGCCUGGAGCACAGCAUGAACCCGCUGCUCAUGCGGUACUCCAGGGAAACGGACAUGUCGAUAGCCGCGGCGCGCAACGAGUGUCGCUCGAACAUAUUCAGCUUGCCGUACAAGAGGGCCCCCGAGCCAGAGCCACAGUUGGAGCCGUUCAAAGAACACUUUGGCCAAAGAAUAUUGCUCAAAUGCGAAAGUUUAAAGUUUAGGUUACAAGCGCCGAUAGAUGGCGACAAAGAGUUGUUGUGUCAAGUGGAACCUUACUACACUCAUCUGGCAUUAUACGACGCUAGGAGCGGUAGAAAACUAACUGAAAAUUUCCAUUUCGAUUUGAACCACGAAGCGGUGAAGGAUCUAGUCAAAGAUGAUGAGUGCACCAAGUCGUUAGUAGAGAAUUUUAGCUACGAUGUUAAGUUAGAUGUUAAACAAAUACCGGAUGAAUGGUAUAGAUCAAAGAAACAGGUUGUUCUAUCUGUAAACAAUCCCCACCCAGACCUGUUUCUGGUGGUGAGAAUAGACAAAAUACUUCAAGGGCAUGUGAGCCAAGUUCUGGAACCUUACCAAAAAGCCACUAAGGACCCUCGAUUGGGGCUAAAAGUCCAUAAAACUGUGCAAGCCUACGCCAAUAGAGUCGGCAGUUAUAGAAUGCCGUUUGCUUGGACUGCGAAACCUUUAUUUAGAAUGUAUAGCAACGAUUUGGACACGACUCCCGAGUUUUCCGCUAUCUACCGACAGGAGCCUAACAAGAUGGCGGAUGACGAUCUCCUGAAAAUCCUGUCAGAUUUCCGCAAACCAGAGAAGCUGGCUAAACUAACUGUGAUACCGGGAUGGCUCAGUAUUGUGGUACAACAGUGCAAUGAACAAAUACCAAAUUGCAUGACAAGUGCUUACGCGGCGUUGAAACCAUUCCCACUACCUCCUUCAUCGCCGCUCACGUUAGAACUGGCGACACUGAACGUGGACCCGGAGCAGCCGUACGCAGCGUACAUCCACCAUUUAUACGUGCGACCGCUGUCUUUGAAUUUCGAAUCGCAGAAAAUGUUCGCGCGGGCGAGGAAUAUCGCUUGCUCUAUUGAAUUGCGCGAUAGCGAUACUGGUGAAAAUACGCCCUUGCAGGUGGUGUACGGAAGAACGGGUAUGACGUCACAAUACCGAUGUUCAGUACUGCAUCACAACGCCAACCCCACGUGGAGCGACGAAGCCAAGAUCCGUCUUCCAGCCACUAUAACGCCGGCACAUCAUCUGCUAUUCACAUUUCAUCAUAUCUCCUGUGACAUUGCUAAGAAGAACGACGCUAACGUGGAAACUUGUAUUGGAUAUGCUUGGGUGCCAUUACUGAAGAACGAUAAGUUUGUAGAUGAAAUUGUUCUUCUACCGAUUGCAACGCACCUGCCAUCGGGAUAUCUUGCUAUUCAGCCCUUGGGAUUAGGGAAAGGGAACACCGGGCCAGAAGUAGUGUGGGUUGAAGCCGAGAAGCAACUGUUCCGAUGUCAACUAGUCCUGGAUUCCACUGUGGCCACCCGGGACACCCACCUCCACAACUUGUUCAGCCAGGCCGAGAGGCUGAUCCGCUGCAGUUCUCCCCCCACGUCCCCCUCCCCGCCGCCCUGGAAUGACGUCUGCAACGCGUUGAAAGCGGCACAUGCUGUGAAACUCAGUUCGCUUAUCGCCUUCUUACCAACUAUUUUCAAUCAGCUGUUCGAGUUGAUGACCUAUGAAAAAAGCUACACUCAGGACAUGGGCUAUCAAAUCGUGAAGCUGAUUGUGCAUUUUGUCCAUAUGAUACAUGAUUACGGGCGAAAGGACCUACUUGAUAGUUACGUAAAGUACGUUUUCAACUGCGUAGAGUUCAAACUGCACACAGUAUUGACGGCGCCUCUUCACAUGUUCGUCGACCCAAACCAGCAAGACUUCUUACUGGGACACAAGUUCAUGCAAUACUCCAGUUUCUUCUUCGAUAUUAUUGUAAAAAGCAUGGCUCAGUAUCUUAUCAAUACGGGGAGGAUAAAGAUGUCAAGAAACGAAAGGUUUCAUGCGGAUCUAUUAGAAAACAUAGACAAACUUUUCAGCGUUGUGGAGCCGGCGUAUAUUCUGCAGCAGCCUAUGCAGACGCAUAUUUUUAACAAGAACUUAGCUCUCUUUCUGAAGUCAUGUUUAUCAUUCAUGGACCGCGGGUUUGUAUUUCGCCAAAUAAAGAAAUACUUGGACAAGUUCAAGGCGUGUGACCCUAAAGCGCUGUUCGACUUCAAGUUUACGUUCCUACAAACUAUUUGCUCACACGAACACUUUGUACCGUUCAACUUGCCAUUACAAGCCAAUGUCCUUGCCAAAGAUUGUGACGAAGAUCCGACGCGAUUGUGUCUGACAGAAGAGUUCAUAAUGCGUCAUUUUCUUGCCGGGAAUCUUUUAAAACAGGUAGAACAAUCUCUUAGAGAGGCUCCACAAAAACGUCGAGUAGCUUUAGGAGUGUUGCGGUGUUUGCUCACCAAACAUGAACACGACGACCGAUACCGCACGCGACAAUGUCGCGCCCGCCUCGCUAUGUUGUACGCGCCGUGGAUGACCGUCGUUUUAGAAAAUGCCCACCGUCUUGUAACGAAAACUCUCGCUAGCCCCGUGAUAGAAAACGACCAUGAUAAAAUUGACGGUGACGGUACUGCCAACCUGGCGGUCAACGUUCAAAAGGAAAUGACGUCAGCGAGUAGUACGCCAAGGAGGAACCGAUUGACUUUACAUUUUGACCACACGCCUAUAAGAAAUUCGGCUCAUUUCAAAGACCCGCCCGUCAUACAGAAUCAUAUGUAUGUAAAAGAUCACGCAAACAAUAUAUCACAAAGUUCACUAGAGUCUGUAUCGACUAUGUCCGGAGGGGACUCGCUUCCAAGGAACGUGGGGCGGCUAGAUUUGACGGAGAUCGGGGAUCAAGUCAACAGAUUCGGUGUGAUGUCAGCCGAGGAGGUGCGCGAUGUGCUUUUGUGUUUCCUGUUUGUGUUGAAGUACCUGGACGAGGACCGGCUGGUGGAAUGGUGGAAGACCCAUACGCCGGCGCAGCAGCAGUCCUUCUUCAAUGUUUUAGAAAUAUGCGCCGAACAAUUUCAAUACGUGGGUCGCAAACGAAUUCUAUCUGAACUGAAAACGUCUACACCUGACAGUAAUGGUAAACCCAAACCGAUCAAAGCGAGAACAUUACCCGCCAGGAUGAGUCCACCAGACUUCUCUAAAGAGCCGCCAAUUAUUGUGGAGAAGAAUAACACUGUCAAUAGAGAGAAUCUCGUGCCUACAACUGUGACUUCAGAACUGGAGUGCAUUGCCGAGCACACGGUUCUCUCAGCGGGAUGUCUCGCCACAGAAGUGGGAUUAACCCUAAUAGACCGAUCCUGCCUCUUCAUGAAGAACAUGGGCGCUGUUGAUGGCCUCGCCGCAAAACCCUACCUCAAACUAUUACAGUUCCCGCAGAGCGAGACACUGUAUAAACAUCUAUUUGCUGCUCUCAGAGCGUAUAUCAACCAGUUUUCUGAGACGUUAUUCGAAGGUGGCAGCACUUUAUGCGCAGGAGUGGUCAGCGCGGUGGUGAAAUUGUGCGAAGCGCGAGCUGCGUGGCUGCGGAGAGAAGCUGCCGCCGCGUUGUAUUUACUCAUGCGCGCUAAUUUCCAACAUGGCGCGGGCGGAAAUCUCACCAGGGUUCAUUUACAGGUGAUCAUAGCAGUGUCCAAAUUGCUUGACAAUUCGACGGCUCUCAAUUGCAAGCGAUUCCAAGAAUCUCUGUCUGUGAUCAACUGUUUUGCGACCGGCGAUAAAGCUAUGAAGGGAACGGGACUAUCAAACGAAGUAGCAGAACUCAUGAGGCGAGUACGCACUGUAGUAGGCGCAAGAGCGAGAUUAGCAGGAGGAGGGGGAUCAGGCGGCGUGCAACUCGCGGAGUUACAGCUGUCGCUGGCGGCGUCGUGUCGCGCGACGCCGCGACUGCGACACGCGUGGCUCGCCACGCUGGCCGACCACAACGCCAGGCUCGGGGACCACGACGAGGCAAUGUGUUGCCAGUUGCACAUAGCAGCGCUAAUAGCAGAGUAUCUGAAACUGCGCGGAACACAAACGUGGGGAUCUGACGAGUUCGCAGAGAUAUCAAAGAACAUACCCCGCGACGAGACCGGGCUCAAGAUCGAUGAGGGUAUGGUCGAGGUGCAUUACAACGAGCAAGCUCUCCUGGAUCAACUGAUGAUCUGCACAGAAUACAUUGACAAAGCGGAGCGUUACGAACUGUUGGGCCCACUUUAUCGCCUCAUCGUUCCAAUAUACGAACGCCGCAAAGACUAUCAAGCUCUCCUCACAUGUUACCAACACCUGACCAAAGCCUAUGCCAAAAUUAUCGAAGUUACAAAUUCAGGGAAACGACUCCUUGGCAGAUUUUACCGAGUAGCUUUCUUCGGGAAGGCCCAUUUCGGGGAAGACGAGGAAGGAAUCGAAUUCAUCUAUAAAGAACCGAAGAUAACUUCUCUGAGCGAGAUAUCAGAGAAGUUACAAAAUUUCUACGAACAAAAAUUCGGUGUUGGCAAUUUGAAAAUGAUCAUGGAUUCGGCACCGGUGAACCGAGACGAGUUGGACAGCAAACUAGCAUACAUUCAAGUGACGUGGGUUCGACCAGCGCCCUGUGGCGUAGCUACUGCUAGUGCCAGCACCGAGGGCUCAUUCGAAAGGGUUCACAACGUUAAGCGGUUCAUGUUCGAGACGCCCUUCACUAGGGACGGUGCGGCCAGGGGGCCAGUGCAUCAUCAAAGGCUACGGAUCACAACACUAACUACUGAAAGCUGGUUCCCGUACGUCAAACGUCGUGUACCAGUGGUGGAGACGCAAGUUGAAGAAAAGAGUCCUAUAGAGGUGGCCGUCGCUGAGAUGGAAAGCCAGGUUACUGAGCUGACGGAAAUCGUCAACGCGAAGGCGCCAGAUAUAAAGAAACUACAAUUAAGGCUACAAGGCAGUGUGUGCGUACAAGUCAACGCCGGACCACUCGCUUACGCGAACGCUUUUCUCGACCCCACACUGGCGCCCAUGUACCCCGACGAGUUGGUGGACAAACUGAAAACUACAUUCAAAGAGUUCCUAACAAUAUGCCAUUCAGCCCUGCAACUGAACGCCAAGCUCAUCAGUUCAGACCAAGUCACUUAUCACGAGGCGUUGGAGUCCAAUUAUUAUAAACUAAGUGAUUCACUGUCCUCCAUGUUGGGACAGCCGUUACAUGAUAUACUAGUCAACGGAAACCUUAGCACUACCGUCACUGGCGUCGAGUUGGAAUCAAGCAAUGCGUAAGCUCUGGAACUUUCUAGAAAACUACUUAGCGUAUUUGUGGCUCACAUACCCCGAUGUGUGUCUUCAGCUUUAUAUCUAUGACCAGACUAAACUUUCAAUUGCUCAUCUUUCCAUAUUUACCGUUGUACAACUAGUAUAGUACACUUUUUAUCUAGCCUCUGCGUUUUAACAGCCGGAUACUUAAGAGCUUCUACUCAAGAGAGAGCUAGUUCAGAAAAAUAUGAUUCACCAGAACCAAUUCCGCAUUAAGAAAAUAAGUGUGUUAACAUUUAGUAAAGUUGUUAAUAUCUGACAACAUAACAAUAACAAGUACGUACUCGUUUUUCGAGUGAUGGCUCAAAAGUUUUAAAUCUUUAUUUAAAAAAGAAGCUAGCUGAAUUAUGACUGAUCUAUAUGACACAGCCAAAACUACAGGGCGGUGUUUCUUAGAAACUAAAAGAAAAGGAAAAUAUGGCAAAAUGCUAGUUAAUUGUAUUGAUAUUAAAAAGAUAUCCAUAGUUCUCUUAAUAAAUUCGACGGGUUCAAAUAAUGCAUUUUUUAGAUAUCUUUUGUAAGUAAAUAACUAUAACUUAAAAAACCACAUACCAUGUAAGUUAAAACAACAAAUCCAUAUCAAAGGUAUGGCAUUUUCAUACAUGAGAAAAGAAAAGUGCCAUGAGGUUAUUUUGAGAAUUUUAAUAGUUGAAUAGUCAAUUAAAAAUUCCAUCCGGACUGGCGCUUACGCACUCUCUCUUUUGAUUUAAAUAAAACAAACAAUUUUAUAUGCGACAUUUUACACUGGAACAAAUAUUAUAAAGCACAAAUUUUGAACAUACAUAGAUAGGAUUUUGAACGUUUUGUAGAUGAUCCUAAGAUUAAGUCAGUAGUGAAAUGUUACUACGAUUGCCAUGCUUAUAUAUAUUGUAGUCUUUUAAGAUGUGUACUAACCAUUUUCACGUUGAAUCUCAUAGUUCAUUUGUGUCCUGUAAAUCAUAAACAUGUAAGUUUGCGUUGGUACUCUGAGAAGAAAACUGACUCAAUUCCCGAGUCAGAUAAUUGAUCAAAUUUCCCUCUCUAAGUGGUUUUAUAGUAAAUAAUGACAAUAUUUGAUAACAUAUCCUUGAGAAGGAAGCAUAACUUUAAGCAAGCAAGUUAAAUUAUUCUUAAUAAAAAGAAAUAAAGACUCAAUUGAUGUCUGAUACUGUAAUUGGCACAGAGUAGCUACAGCGUUCUCGCUUGCUCUAUGUCAAAUAUUAUUAACAUACUUGCCACAAACAAAACUCGCCAUGGUCACUUAAACGAGUCUAUACUAUAUUUAUAUCAUCCGCAUCAUUUUAAAGAAGUAGUAAAUUAUUUUCGGGUCCUUAAACUAUUAUCCAUAGGACAAUAUAUCAAUCUAUUACGUGAUAAUAGCUAGAUUGCAAUAAAUUUGAUAAAGUAACAAUUUAAGAAUUAUUUUUUUCUAUAUACAUAGGUACUACAAACUUGUUUCGUAUUUUUUUCGUUUUGUGUAUAAUUUUGAAUACUGUUUGUAGUAUUCAAUACCGCUGACUUAUUUAUUAUUUAGCAAUAUUUUUAUUUUAAUGUUAAUACGUAAUUUACUCUAUUUUAAGAUUUGAAAAGCCCAACGCGCAACUACUGUUCAAUGAAAAAAAUAUUUAAUUGUGUUUUUAAAUAUAUUAACGCUUGGAAUAAUUUUAUUACGUUGUUUUAAAAGGAAUUGAAACGAGGUUAAUGCACAAAGAUUUUAUGUCUGUUUAAUUUAUUUUGUUAUCUUUUGAUUAUUUACGUACAAGUCUUAGAAAUAAUGCAUCCGUAUAUUUUGUUGUUAGAUUAUGUGAUAGUAACUACCGAUUUUGUCCCUAUUUGCUAUUUUGAUUAAGACACCCUUGAAGGAUCAAGGUUUUACAAAAUACUUUUUCUGAAUUAAUUUAUUUUAAUUAUUACUUGUGGAUUUAAUUAAAUUAUUAAUUAUUUUGGAGUUGUGUUUUUGAAAGUCAAAAGCAAUGUUUGGAUGGCGCUGUUAUAUUUUUCUUAUAUUAAAAAUACUUAUGUCAAUGGGUUUCAUUUAAAUUCAGGUUUUCACUUCUGCUGGCACUAUCGGGAUGGAAUUCGUUGCUUUUUUUAUUUGAUUCUUACACUUUUCGUUCCGCAGUGCUCUGUAAUGACAAGGUGACUAUUCGAUUUUAUCAUAGAAUUCGAAAUAAAAUAAGAAUAUGUUAAAAUGAUUAGUACUGUUCAAUUUGACGUCACAACUUUAAUACUACGCACAAACCGUAUACGAUGCAAGAUGACGAUGAUUUACCUUUAAAGGAAAAUAUGUAUUUUUUAUUGUCUCAGUUUAUUCCGAUUUCUAUGAUUUUUAUCUAACAUAUUCUAGCCAUUUAUUGUUAGUACCUGGAAAAGAAAAUUUAAAAUACUCUGUUCAUUCCACUUUUUUAUUUAACUGAUUAUUAUUUUAUUUGUAAAUAGGAUUUGUAUUUAAUUGUUUUAUUUUAGUGUGAAAAGACACACGUUAGACUUGUUUUAAUAUCGGGACCUUUUUAUUCUGGCAAUACUGAAAAUUUUGUUUUACAAUAGAAAGCAUUUAUUAUGUACUUAAGACUACUUAAGAAGACAAGUCUUUUUAUUAAUGAUGAUAUAAAUCACAACAACGUCAUAAAUUGUAAAGUAUAGGGAAAAUACAAUUGUAAUUUUUUUAUUUGUCACAUAAUGAUUACACAGCAAUAUGAUAACUUUUGUAUCUUCUUAUAAUAUAUA
Messenger RNA from Amyelois transitella, 9064 nucleotides. RefSeq names its product dedicator of cytokinesis protein 11 (gene Ziz). The transcript is spliced from 34 exons. Gene Ontology annotation, biological process: small GTPase-mediated signal transduction; positive regulation of GTPase activity. Lineage: Eukaryota; Metazoa; Arthropoda; Insecta; Lepidoptera; Pyralidae. The record is from RefSeq and is a predicted model, not a curated record. Gene Ontology annotation, molecular function: guanyl-nucleotide exchange factor activity. The coding region runs from base 158 to 6325 and encodes 2055 amino acids.